This is a messenger RNA of Anas platyrhynchos (mallard), 1998 nucleotides long. It is a transcript of the gene EIF2B2, whose product is annotated as eukaryotic translation initiation factor 2B subunit beta. Gene Ontology annotation, cellular component: eukaryotic translation initiation factor 2B complex. Lineage: Eukaryota; Metazoa; Chordata; Aves; Anseriformes; Anatidae. Gene Ontology annotation, biological process: translational initiation. Gene Ontology annotation, molecular function: translation initiation factor activity; guanyl-nucleotide exchange factor activity. The record is from RefSeq and is a predicted model, not a curated record.
AAGCGGCGGUGGUGGCGGAGCGGCGGUGGAGGUGGUCGCCGCCAUGCCGGGCGCGGCGGAGCUGCGGGAGCAGAUGGAGGCCUUCGUGGCGCGGCUGCGGGGCGGCGGCGGGGGGCGGCCGCGCUCCGAGGACACGGCGAGGCAGACGCUGGCGCUGCUGCGGAAAAUCAUCGCGCACGGCCACUGGGGCUCGGCCGGGGAGCUGAUGGAGCUGAUCCGGGCGGAGGGCCGCAGGAUGGCAGCGGCGCAGCCGUCCGAGACCACCGUGGGCAACAUGGUGCGGAGAGUGCUGAAGGUCAUCCGCGAGGAGUACGGCAGGCUUCGCGGGCGCAGCGAGGAAAGCGACCAGCAGGAAUCCCUGCACAAGCUUCUGACUUCUGGAGGGCUGAAUGAGGAUUUCAAUACCUCCUACCCUACCCUCAAAGCUAACGUUAUUGAAGCUAUCAACGAGCUGCUAAUAGAGCUAGAGGGCACCACGGAUAACAUCGCAAUGCAGGCACUGGAGCACAUCCACUCCAACGAGGUGAUCAUGACCAUUGGCUACUCUCGCACUGUUGAGGCCUUCCUGAAGGAGGCUGCCCGCAAGAGGAAAUUCCAGGUCAUUGUGGCGGAGUGCGCGCCGUUCUGCCAGGGGCACGAAAUGGCAGUCCGGCUGUCCAAAGAGAACAUCGAGACUACUGUCAUGAGCGACGCAGCUAUUUUUGCUGUCAUGUCUCGAGUCAACAAGGUCAUCAUUGGUACGAAGACGAUCCUGGCCAACGGGGCGCUGAUCGCCGUGAGCGGCACUCACACCCUGGCGCUGGCAGCGAAGCACCACUCCACCCCGCUCAUCGUGUGCGCCCCCAUGUUCAAGCUCUCGCCACAGUUCCCUAAUGAAGAAGACUCAUUCCACAAGUUUGUGUCGCCACAGGAAGUGCUGCCAUUCACAGAAGGGGAGAUCCUGGCCAAGAUCAACGUGCACUGCCCAGUGUUUGACUACGUCCCACCAGAGCUCAUUACUCUCUUCAUUUCUAACAUCGGGGGUAACGCGCCUUCCUAUAUCUACCGCCUCAUGAGUGAACUCUACCACCCAGAUGACUACGAACUCUAACACCAAGCACGUCUGUCACUCUCCAGACUUCUCCCAUCUUUCUAAAGAGAAAGAUGCAUCAGCUAAUUAACGCCUGUGUUGCAAAGAUGAGUUGCUGUGGGGAAUCUGCUCAGUGCAAUGUCCUCCCUACCAGAAAGACCAGAAGACAGAUCGCUCGUACAGGUUUUGACCCUCUGCUGUUACAAGUCGCAGGGAGCUGCUAACCAACUUCAAUUUUGAAAUAGCAAGGCAUCCAAGUCACUCUCUGGGGCAGCUAAGCUGUUAUUUCAAGGUGUGCUGUAAUAAAGGCUGUUCAGGGUGACCUCAGGGUUACUCAUGUUUCCAUGUAGAAUUAGUUUGUUUCCAUAACUAGCAGGAGUCUUACCAGUGCAGUGAGCUGCCUGCACCCGUGCUGCCGUAGGAAGCUGAAGGUGUGUUUUGCCUACGACUGUAAUAGAAAUCCACUAGUAAUGUGUUUCAAAAAUGAGUGUUUUGGUAGAAUUUUAUGUCAGUUUUUGCUGAGUUGCUGAAAUACAACUAUUUUUUUUGUAACGUGCUGGAAUAGAAAUUGCCUUCUUGAUGAAAGGCAGGCUUCUGUCAGCAAGCUUGUUCGCCUCUGCAUCACAGGGCAGAGCUCAAGCUCUUGCUUUGCUUAUUGGAGUCUGUGGGUCUUCCUUCCCAUUUGCUACUGGGUGACUGGGAUUAUUCUUCUCUGGCAGGCAUCUUGUCCUGUUCUGAAAGCUCUUGCUUUUUGUGAGGGGCAGCAGAUGUCAAUAGCAUUUAUUUUUUAACGUAGGUUUUAACACAGAACAAGGAUGGCUGUGAUUUAAAUAAAAAGGCAUCUCUUACUGUUCUGAAAUACUCCUUUUUAGCCUAGGCUGAGAUGCAAAAUAGAACAGGAAUGUGUUCGAAAAAAAAAAAAAAAAAAA